Molecule: messenger RNA, 2799 nt
Organism: Acanthosepion pharaonis
Lineage: Eukaryota; Metazoa; Mollusca; Cephalopoda; Sepiida; Sepiidae
Source: the annotation of a GenBank genome assembly
AUGCCUGGCAGCCGUUUGAAGAAGCGAACAGGCAAAGAAGAAGAAAGCGAUAUUGACAGUGAAUCGACCGGGGUCGUUGGGACGUUUGAAACCCUACGUGAUGAAGGGGGACAUUUUAUGCAUGUUGGGCAAUACAAAAAAGCCAUUGAAAGUUUCACAAAGGCUUUAGAAAUGAAUGAAGGAGACAAACAUUGUCUUGUAAUGCAAUCCAAAUGCCAUCUGCAACUUGGAGAAGCCGAUGCUGCCUUGAAAGAUGCAGAAAUGGCACUCAGCCAAGAGAAAGACUUCAUUCCGGUCAGUAGACAUUCAAAUACCUCUUUAUAUUUACAAUCUAUCUAUCUAUCUAUCUAUCUAUCUAUCUAUCUAUCUAAGUCUGUUCAUUAUCUAUCCAUCUAUCUCUCUAUCUAUUUCUUUAUCUAUUUCACUACUUGUCUUGCUAUCUAUCUAUCUAUCUCAGUCUGUCCAUAUUUAUAUAUCUAUCUCAGUGUGUUCAUAUCUAUCUAUCUAUCUAUCUAUCUAUCUAUCUAUCUAUCUAUCUAUCUAUCUAUGUCACUCUGUUCAGAUCUAUGUCAUUCUAUCUAUCUAUCUAUCUAUCUAUCUAUCUAUGUCACUCUGUUCAGAUCUAUGUCAUUCUAUCUAUCUAUCUAUCUAUCUAUCUAUCUAUGUCACUCUGUUCAGAUCUAUGUCAUUCUAUCUAUCUAUCUAUCUAUCUAUCUAUCUAUCUAUCUAUCUAUCUAUCUAUCUAUCUAUGUCACUCUGUUCAGAUCUAUGUCAUUCUAUCUAUCUAUCUAUCUAUCUAUCUAUCUAUCUAUCUAUCUAUCUAUCUAUGUCACUCUGCUCUUUACCGAAAAGCCGAGGCUUUGUACCAACAAGGAGACUUUGAAACUGCACUUGUAUAUUAUCACCGUGGCAACAAACUACGUCCAGAAUUACCAGAUUUUCUUCUUGGCAUUAGCAAAGCACAAGAGGCAAUUAAUAACAGUAUUGGAAGUUAGUACAUUCAUUCAUUCAUUCAUUCAUAUCUAUCUAUCUAUCUAUCUAUCUAUCUAUCUAUCUAUCUAUCUCAGUCUGUUUCUAUCUAUCUAUCUCAUUCUGUUUCUAUCUAUCUAUCUAUCUAACUAUCUAUCUAUCUAUCUAUGUUUUACUUCCUAUCUAUCUAUCUAUCUAUCUAUCUAUCUAUCUAUCUAUGCCUUUCUGUCUGUCUGUCUAUCUAUCUAUCUAUCUAUCUAUCUAUCUCAGUCAGUUUCUAUCUAUCUAUCUAUCUAUGUUUUACUUCCUAUCUAUCUAUCUCAGUCUGCUUCUAUCUAUCUAUCUAUGUUUUACUGCCUAUCUAUCUAUCUAUCUAUCUAUCUAUCUAUCUAUCUAUCUAUCUCUGCCUUUCUGUGUAUCUAUCUAUCUAUCUAUCUCAGUCUGUUUCUAUCUAUCUAUCUAUCUAUCUCUGCCUUUUUGUGUAUCUAUCUAUCUCAGUCUGUUUGUAUCUAUCUAUCUAUCUAUCUAUCUAUCUAUCUAUAUUAUUUACAUUAUUCAAAUUAUUAUCCUCAUCUUCAUUGCUAUAUCACAAGCCCCAGUAUUCUUCACAUCUAUCUAUCUAUAUCAUUCUGUCCUAGUACUGUGAAAUUACAGGCCAAAGGUGACCUCUCCAUCUUUGAAAAACACCAAGAAGAGAAGAACAGAAAGCCUCAGAAGGAAGGUUAUCGGAAACCAUCCCAGAAGGUCGAAGAAAAAAAAGUCCGUCAGCGUCCAGUCACAAGUGGAAGCUCAAAGAUGAUGAAACAGCUUUUGGAAGAGCUUUAUGUCGAUAAGGAAUAUCUGGAGCAACUAUUGUCAGAUCGAACCUUGACUGGAAAUGAAAAUAACACCAGUGUAGAUAUACGCAAUUUGAUUAUGGAUGAAUUGGAAUAUAUCGACACCCGAGUUAACUUUUGGCAACGUCAGAAACCACUUUAUGCCCGAAAAAGGAGACCAAUUACUGUAAGAUCUGGGAACAAUGAAUGUCAGUCAAUCCUUAAUGAUUUAGAAGAAAUUGACAAUGAUCUUUUGCGAGGGAAUUACAGGAAGGCUUUAGAAAAAGCAAAGAAGACUUUGAAAACAGCAGAGAAUACUUCUGUAGCUAAAGUGCCUGAAAAGUUUCUUUUCAUGGCCAAUCUUCACAGUUGUCUUGGCAAUGCUUAUUUAGAACUGGAAGAAUUUGGCUGGGCUGAAAUGCAUCACAACAAAGACUUUGCCAUUUCAGAAACACACCACCAUGAUACUGGACGGGCCAUUGAUAACCUGGGACGCACUUAUGCUCGAAUGGGUGAAUACAGGAAAGCUAUAAAUAUAUGGGAGGGAAAAUUAAAUUCCAAAUUAAUGUCACUUGAAAAGACGUGGCUGUACCAUGAGAUUGGACGCUGUUACAUGGAACUGGGAGAAUAUGACCAAAGUCUUGAUUAUGGCCGCAUGUCAUUGUCAGUUGCUGAGGAAAUGAAUGAAAAAGACUGGAAAAUGAAUGCAUCUCUUCUCUGUGCACAGUCAUUAGUGAAUCAAAGACAAUCUAGUGAGGCUCUGUCAUAUUACCAGCAAGUGAUGGACAUUGCCAAGGAGCAGGGAAAAAAUGGCGUGGAACAAAGGAUGAAGAAGAUCAUAGAAGACUUGGAAGUCAGUGAAUUGGAGAAACAAGAAAAUGCAAGUGUGGAUCUUAGUCCAAGACCGGACAAUUCCAAUUUGGCCAAUGAAAAUGAAACAAACACUGAAAACAAGACUUUGGAAGAAGAAAAGCCAUUAUCAAAAACAGAAAAUGAAGACACUGACAAUAACUGA